This is a messenger RNA of Rotaria socialis, 357 nucleotides long. The record is from the annotation of a GenBank genome assembly. Lineage: Eukaryota; Metazoa; Rotifera; Eurotatoria; Philodinida; Philodinidae.
AUGUCGAUAGAGCAAACCGGUAGCGUGUCGUGUUAUUUGCCGUGUGACACACCAUCAGUGGCUAUCGGCAUUGUUUGUAAUCACCAUUUUUGUUGGGAUCAUUUUCGUGAACAUCGUCAAACCUACGAGAAAUAUUUGGAUGAUGCUGAUAAUAAACAACAGCCGCUGUCUAACUGUUUGGUUGCAUAUAAAAAUAUUGAAAGUAAACUUCGCUCAACUAUCGAUCAUUGGGAAAGCCAGGCCAUAGAUGAUAUUCACCGAUCAGCCGAGAAUGCUAGAAAAACACUCGCAAAUCAUAUAGAACAUUGUCGAUCUCAUUUCGAAGAAGAAUCAUCGACAAUAACAGGUAGCAAAUAA